Messenger RNA from Electrophorus electricus (electric eel), 2504 nucleotides. RefSeq names its product NADPH oxidase 1 (gene nox1). The record is from RefSeq and is a predicted model, not a curated record. Gene Ontology annotation, biological process: defense response; superoxide anion generation. NCBI's taxonomy places the organism in Eukaryota, Metazoa, Chordata, Actinopteri, Gymnotiformes, Gymnotidae. Gene Ontology annotation, molecular function: superoxide-generating NAD(P)H oxidase activity. Gene Ontology annotation, cellular component: NADPH oxidase complex; plasma membrane.
UGCACGAACAAAGAUGGGUAAUUGGAUUGUUAACCAUGGACUGGAAACCUUUAUUCUGGUGGUCUGGAUGGGCAUCAAUGUCUUCUUGUUUGUUUACUUCUAUUCGUUUUACGACUUGGGGCCUCAAUUCUUCUACACACACCAGCUACUAGGAUCUGCACUGUCAUGGGCCAGAGCCCCUGCUGCCGUCCUCAACUUUAACUGCAUGCUCAUCCUCCUCCCAGUGUGCCGGAACCUCCUGUCUCUGAUCCGUGGCAACUUUAUGUGCUGUGGAGUAGCUUUGCGGAAACAACUGGACAAAAAUCUCACUUUCCACAAACUUGUCGCCUACAUGAUUGCAUUGAUGACUGCGGUUCACACUGUUGCCCAUCUGCUCAAUGUGGAGUGGUACAUUAACAGUCGACAUGGGAAAUAUGGUCCCCUCCCCGGUAAUCUGUCUGCCCUUCGGGACAACAGAGCAAAAAACACCACCUACCUCAAUCCUAUCGAAUAUGAUUAUACAACCCCAACCCUGUUCGCAUUCACCACCAUUGCUGGCCUUACUGGAGUUGUGAUCACCCUUGCUCUCAUCCUCAUGAUCACAUCAUCAAUGGAGGUCAUUCGACGAAGCUACUUUGAGGUCUUCUGGUAUACGCAUCACCUUUUCAUCAUCUUCUUCGCUGGCCUUGUCUUUCAUGGGGCAGGGCGCAUUGUUCGAGGUCAACAGACCACUGAGCCGCCUCACGACACCAUUUUCUGCAAAACACAGCCGCAGAACUGGGGCUUGAUUCCUGAAUGCCCAAUCCCUCAGUUUGUUGGAGGGUUUCCUCAGACCUGGAAGUGGGUGAUUGGUCCUAUGGUGAUUUACAUAUGUGAAAGGUUUCUGCGGUUUAUCCGCUACAUGCAGACUGUGAGAUACAAAAAGAUUGUGAUGCAUCCAUCCAAUGUCCUCGAGCUACAGUUGGUGAAGUCUGGUUUUAAGAUGGACGCUGGGCAGUAUGUUUUCUUAAACUGUCCAGCUAUCUCCCAACUAGAAUGGCACCCAUUUACACUGACCUCAGCCCCAGAGGAAGACUUUUUCACAUUGCACAUCCGUUCAGCUGGGGACUGGACUAACCAAUUAAUUAAGAUGCUAGAAAAUCUACCAGAGGGGAGUCAAGGGCCGAAGAUGGGUGUGGAUGGCCCGUUUGGAACUGCCAGUGAAGAUGUGUUUGAUUAUGAAGUCAGCAUGCUGGUUGGAGCUGGGAUCGGGGUGACCCCGUUCGCAUCAAUUCUGAAGUCUAUCUGGUAUAAGUUCAAAGAUUCCAAUCCCAAGCUGCGCACCAGAAAGAUAUACUUCUACUGGUUGUGUAGGGAGACAAAUGCCUUUGAGUGGUUUGCAGAUCUGCUGCAGGUGCUCGAAAAAGAAAUGGAGGAGAGAGGCAUGCGAGACUUCCUGACAUACAAACUUUACCUCACUGGAUGGGACCAUACUCAUGCAGCCCAUGUGAUGGUACAUUUUGAUAAAGACACAGAUGUAAUCACUGGCUUGAAGCAGAAGACUCACUAUGGAAGACCCAUCUGGGAUAAGGAAUUUGAGCAAGUCCGGCAAGAAAAUCCCUCGUCAGUAGUUGGCACAUUUCUGUGUGGCCCAGAGUCUUUAGCAAAAGUCUUGGCAAAGAAAUGUGUGAAAUAUUCUGACGUGGAUCCUCGGAAAACCAAGUUUUACUUCAACAAAGAGAACUUCUGAAUGAAACUGGUGCAAGUAACCAGCUGAACCUGAAGGACAAGCCCCCUACCCAAAUAACUUGAUUACAAUGAAUCUGAGUGAUGUUGUAAGGGUAUGAAAGGACUGUUUUUAUAUUUUGUAAGCUUCACUGCCUACCUGGGUGUGUAACCCUGAAGUAGAUACAACUACCUCCUCAGGAAAAGUAUAUUUGCAGGGCCAGAAGUAUGUCUGGUCUGGGCGCUAUUGUGAGUAUGAAGUAGGAGCCUGACUGUUAGUCAGCUGUUAGUGUCUAGCUGUUUGUAGUAGUGAUGGUGUUAGCCCAAUCAGAAUAGUAAACAUUUCAGGAAGCACCCAUUUCCCUCAGUCAUUAUAACUGUGUAUGGGCACAGUACUGUGUGUAUUUAACCUCUGCAAUUUUCAAAAGGUGCAUGGAGCACCCACACUUGCCCUCAACUACAAAUUAGACUAUAAUGCUUCCUUUUUGAGCCAUAUGACACUUUCUUUAAUCUGGGUGUGGCUUUCUGAGUUGUUACUAUAUGCUUGAAAUAAUCCAUGCUUGGGUUUUAACAGUGUUGAUCUAUACUUUUCACAAAGUUAAUGGCAAGAAUGUUACAAGUAGAUUAUUUACAACACUGUUGAAUCUUUUUUUUUUUUUUUUUUUGGUGUACAUUUUUCACUUAUGCUUCCAAGAAGCAUGCUCCAGGAAAUACAAGAGGAAGAUGUUUCCUGGAAAUCAGUUUUCUUUCAUUACAGUAAAAGUAAAUGAAAAGUAAACAACACUUAAGCUUGCAUUAAAAAAAAAAAAAAAAUCAUUCUC